CCCUCGGCGUGCUGGGGGUUCCACCGAAUUUCUGGGCAUCAUCAGACAAAGGGCCGGGUGCGUGGUGCCUACGCUCUAAAGUCCAUAUGGCCAGAGGCCCCAGCACUUGGGAAUGAGCCGCAUGCAUACAUCUCCACCAGCCGAUUCUUUCUAGGUUUGAGGCCGUCAAUAUGCCCCUAGGAACGUUUGCGAACCAAACGGAAGUUAAGUGCACGGCGCCGUUGCUGGAUGAGUCGUUGUUUUCAAAGACGGGCGGAUAUACCUCUGGCAGAUACUGCGGUCUGGGCUCGUUCGAAGAUGGGACAACAUGCUGCUUCCCAUGUCCCAUCCAGGACUGGCUAUAUCCACCAGAAUGGAAAUCCCAGCUCCGCGUCCCGAACUACCUCUCCCUCCUCUCCGUAAUUCUUUGCUGCUUCCUCCUUCUCUCCUUCGCCAUCCUGCCCUCCGAACAGACACAUCGACAUUACCUCUCCGUCGGCCUCCUCUUUCCGGUUCUCUUCAUCUCGCUCUCCUUCGCCAUCCCUGUGUCCACCAAGCCUUCCCUUUGCCAUGACGCUAUCACGCCAAACGACAUGCACUCCGACAUUUCCUGCGCCUGGACCGGCUCGCUCGUCACGCUCGGUGGUCUCGGCUGCGUUAUAUGGGUCUUCUUGCGGAGUCUCUGGCUCCACAUCCGCAUAUUCUGGGACAGGGAUCCAGGUAAACGAUUCAAAUGGGGAAGUCUUGUGAUAGGGUAUUUGCUCCCAUUCGUCUUCCUCAUCGCUAUUUUAGCGGCCACCGGGUUCAGCUAUCGCAUGGGGCAGACAUGCUUGCCAAACCGUGAGCAUGCGCUCGUAACGUUCUGGAUCUGGCUCGUCGUCUUUGCUAUUCUAGCUUUCCUGCUGCAGACGGUCACGACGGCAUACUGCUUUUACGUCUACAUCCGCACUUUGCGCCGCGAACGGCGGUCCUCGGCGGUGAACUCCUUUGAGCGCGGGCGCGCGCGGCGCAAGGUGGAGAAUUGGGGUAACGUCAAGAGGCUGUUCCUGCUGCAAUGGCGAAAUAUACUGGUCAGCAUAUUCGUCAUCAUUGGGAGCAUCAGCUUCUUCAUAGUGUUCUGGACGCAGGACUCCAAGAUUGGGACGGUGUUCAAUGACCCAGAGCAUAUCAAGCCGGUCAAGACGUGGAUUAUCUGCCAAACGCUGAGCAAAGGCGACAAGAAUGAGUGUAGGAGGUAUGUGAAGGACUUUACAGUGGAUCAGUCCGCUGUCCUUACGUCUCUGAUUCUAGCUUCGGUAAGAUCCUAUCUCCUUCCCUCCAAGAAUUUUGAAGAAUGAGCAUUUGCUGACAUACGAGGCAGCUCGUCGGCAUCGAAAUUUUCAUCCUCCUCUUCCGUACCUCCAUGGUCUCCGCCUGGACCGCACUCUUCCGGCGUGCCUUUAACUUUCUCCGCACAAAAGGCCGCCCAUCCUCGCCAGAGCUCACAUCACUCGAACACCCCGAGAGAUAUCUUCCUCCCUCGCCCAGCAAACGCUUGCCCUUCUCGGCUUUCAGCGCAGACACGCCGAACACGGAAGCCAGCUCUAUCAGCAUGCAAACGACUGGUCCUAUUACCGAGAUGCAGACUUUGAGCCAGAGACCGGGCUUUGAGAGGGUAAAGAGUGAGAUAGGGCUGUUACAAGCCCCGGGGCCGCAGAGAG
This is a messenger RNA of Trematosphaeria pertusa, 1679 nucleotides long. RefSeq lists its product as uncharacterized. NCBI's taxonomy places the organism in Eukaryota, Fungi, Ascomycota, Dothideomycetes, Pleosporales, Trematosphaeriaceae. Gene Ontology annotation, cellular component: membrane. Gene Ontology annotation, molecular function: G protein-coupled receptor activity. The transcript is spliced from 3 exons. Gene Ontology annotation, biological process: G protein-coupled receptor signaling pathway. Bases 171 to 1316 code for a protein of 381 amino acids. The record is from RefSeq and is a predicted model, not a curated record.